Molecule: messenger RNA, 1078 nt
Organism: Drosophila virilis
Lineage: Eukaryota; Metazoa; Arthropoda; Insecta; Diptera; Drosophilidae
Source: RefSeq, a predicted model, not a curated record
CUGGAUCAUUUUUCAAUCUCUGAUUUCAAUUGUCAAAUUGGUUAGGGCGAAUAUACUCAAAUGCAUCCUGAACUGCCGGAUGUAUAUGGCAUACCACCCGAUCUGAACAUACGUCACGGCAUGCGCAUCUACUUGUUGAGUGCGGUCUUUGCCGCAGUUGCGCUACUCCAGUGGAUCAUAAUUGGAUACUUCUCGGACUGGCGCAAGCAUAAAGUGCCGCCGGUAAGAUAUGGGUUUUGGCUAAUGGGCACAUUUUUUGGUAUUUGCGUGCUAUCCUGUACGCCAUUUGGACGCAAGUUCCCCUGGAAUAUGGCCCUAGUUUUGCUCAUCGUGGAGACCUCGACCCUAUACAUUGCCGUGGAGCAGCAAAACACUAAGGGAGUGCUCGUUAAUCUGUAUGCGGGCCUUAUUGUGGUUUUCGUGGUGGUCACCUCCAUUUUCUAUGGAGCUUACUUUCCAAUGCGUAUGGUGCCUGGCGACCUGAUGCUCAGCCUCGGCGUUGCUCUCUCAAAUAUAAUGCUGAUCAUAUUCUUUCUCAAUGCCUACGUGUUCGAGACCAGCGCCAUAUACACAGUUGUACGCAAUUAUUUUGCUAUCACUGCUGUUACGAUGAUCAUGUACACGGCUACCAUAAUUCACGAUCGGCAGUUUGAUGUGCCCAAGAAUGAGUAUAUCUUUCUGAGUGUUUUGCUGUUCUUCGGCCAAAUGAUACUCCACGAGCGCAUCCUGGCGCUUUCCUCGACUCAUAAUGAAUCUUUAGAUUGUGCAAAAAUAGGAAAAGCCCUGGCAGCCUAAAAGCCGUAUAUAUUCCAAAUGCUUAGCUCGAACUAUGUAAACAAAUUGCGAAACAUCUCUACUUUGUUCGGGGAAGUCAUACUCUGUGGGAACUUCCCUGGCGGUAGAGCUAUGUAUGCUUAGGAAUAUAGUAAAUGUAUUAUCCUUGAAAAAUAUUUGGGAUCGUCUUUGAAGAAUUGUUGUGCGUAGUUUAAGAAAUGUUUUCAAACUUUCAUAACUUGGUACAUUAAUAAACUCAAUUCAAUUCUUUGGAAUUUGGAAGAAAGCCCAAUCCACAUUCAAA